Glarea lozoyensis ATCC 20868 is the source of this 657-nucleotide messenger RNA. RefSeq lists its product as uncharacterized. The record is from RefSeq and is a predicted model, not a curated record. NCBI's taxonomy places the organism in Eukaryota, Fungi, Ascomycota, Leotiomycetes, Helotiales, Helotiaceae. Bases 1 to 657 code for a protein of 218 amino acids. The transcript has a single exon.
AUGUCUUAUCCAUUCAACAAACCCGAGGUAACACUCGAUCACUUGAACGAAUUUUUCACUUUCCUCAAAAGAGCACCCACAGUACCAGCAUUGAUAGAAGAUCUCGAGCGCUCAGACAACCCGUUAUGGAACUCUAAUCCAGAAAAGCCUGACUACAUCAGGACACCCAAUGAUAACUGUCGUUUUGAAUUCAGUUGGAAACCACACCGAGAACCAGGAUGCCUCGACUUUCGUCUGACCACCGUUAGUCACAAGCAAAAUACGCAUGCCGAGAUUACAGUUGAAGUACCCUAUCCUGAUGGAGCGUUCGAAAAGAAAUCAUUUACUGCGGAUCCGGGGCUGCGGUCUAAGAACUUCGAGGAUUCAAGGAUGUUGGACACGAUGAAGAGUAUUGUUCAGGUUAAUGGUGACAACGCUGGGUUAUUAGUAUGGGAAGGAUUCCAAGGGACUAUGGACUACAUCACUGGAGUAAGGGAAAAUCGCCUCCGUAAAGUCAAGGAGCCGAAAAUGCCCUUGUUGCGACAUAUGCAUGUUUUUGGUACGGAGUUUGUGAAGGGGAACAGAAUAUGUGUGGGGAAGGAUAUCCUCAUACGUUUAAAUGUAAUCAAAUUUGCUGUUGAGGAAGGGAAAAUCAGUCGUGUGUACCACAGGAUCUGA